AUGAAGGAAGUUAUGAUGUGCAGAGUUAUAUCACUGCUGGCAUUCAUGCGUGGAGUUACUCAGGGUAGUCAGAUGAACUGCAAACUCAACACGUGGAAUAUGGAAAGCUACUGGAGUAAAGGAACUCUGCAAAUUGGAGGGAUAUUUCCAGUCAUCUUUAAAAAAGAUGAUGUUGAAAUAUCAUUCACAAAGCCACCUAAUCAUGUUCACUGUGAAACGUUUGAGUUGAGAAGGUAUCGUUGGAUUCAGAGUCUAAUCUUUACGGUUCAAGAAAUUAACCAAAAUCCUUAUCUCCUACCAAAUGUAACUCUGGGCUAUGGAAUUUUUGAUUCAUGCAAUGCUGAAGCCAGGGCUCUAAAAGGUGUUAUGUAUCUACUUUCUGGGAAACAAGACCAAUACAUUCCUAAUUACCACUAUCAGACAACUAGUCCUCUUGUAGCCGUUAUUGGAGAUAUGAGUUCCCAAGUAUCGAUUCAAAUGGCUAGAGUAUUAGGAAUCUACAGAGUUCCUCAUUUGGCAUAUGGAGCAUCAGCCGUUGUUUUGAGUGAUAAAAAGACCUUUCCUUCUUUCCUUAGAGUGUACCCAAGUGACAGAUAUUUAUGUUUGAGUCUUGCAAAGCUUGUGGCAUAUUUCAAAUGGACAUGGGUAGGAAUUGUUGCUGAAGAAACAGACUAUGGGGCUUAUGGUAGCCAGAUGGUAAAGGAGGAAUUAGCUAAACUGGGAGUCUGUAUUGCUUUCUCUGAAAUGGUGUCAACAGUUUACUCUGAGAAACGCAUCAAACAUACUACUAAGGUAAUAAAGGAGUCAUCAGCAAAAGGUAUUGUGAUGUACUUCUUCCAGUACAAUAUGUAUUCUCUAGUAGAGGAGAUUGCAAGACAGAAUAUUACUGAAAAGAUCUGGCUUGCCAGCGAGCCUUGGUCUCUCCAUGAAAUGCUUUCAGAGAAUAACUAUUUUAAAGUUUUGAAUGGCACUAUCAUAUUUUCAGUGUGGCCUGGAGAAAUACAAGGCCUUAAACAGUUUCUUCUUAAACUACAUCCAUUUUCAAAUCCAAAUGAUAUUUUUAUUCACACAUUUUGGGAGCAUGUAUUUGGAUGCAAAUGGACAUAUAUUAAUAACAAUGAAUCAAAAUAUGGAGACCAAAUGGAGAACCAGGCCAUCUGUACAGGCUAUGAGGACCUUAGGACAAAAGACCUUCCAUUCUUUGAUAUGAGUACCCUGCGCUAUACUUAUAAGGUCCAUAUUGCAGUGCAGGUCAUAGUACACACUUUGCAAAACCUAAUGGAAUGUACAGCUGGGAGUGGACCUUUUAAAAAUGGAAGCUGUUCAAGCAUUGAUAAUCUUCACACAUGGCAGUUGCUUCAUUUCAUGAAAAAUGUCAACUUUAGAAUGAAAAGUGGUGAAAACAUAUUUUUUGAUGCAAAUGGAGACCCACCUGCUAUUUAUGAAUUACUUAUAUGGCAAAUCAACCUAGACAAAACAUCCAAGUACUUCAAUAUUGGCAGAGUUGACUUUAGCUCUGAAGAACUUCUUACUCUUAAUAAAAGUGCUUUUGCUUUAGAAAAUGGAGAACUCCAGUUUCCUCAUUCUGUAUGCAGUGAAAGCUGCUCACCUGGCUACAGAAAAGUUAUUCAGGAUGGACAACCAUCUUGCUGUUUUGACUGCAUUCCUUGCUCAACAGGAGAAAUUUCCAACAAAACGGACUCAAAUGACUGCCUGAGAUGCUCAGAUGAAUAUAGUCCAAACGAACACCGUGACACCUGCAUCCGAAGGAGCAUAGAUUUUCUUUCAUACGAGGAGCCUUUGGGGGUGGUUUUGAUGACACUGUCUAUAGUUGGUGCAUCCAUGUCUGUGAUCAUCCUAUACAUUUUCAUCAAGAAUAAAGAUACUCCCAUUGUCAAAGCAAACAACAGAGAGCUUAGCUACCUUCUUCUACUGGCCCUAAUGCUUUGCUUUCUUUGUUCUUUGUUAUUUAUUGGUCAUCCGGUAACUACCACCUGUAUGCUCCGUCAGGUGGUUUUUGCAAUUAGUUUUGCUUUGUGUGUUUCAUGUAUACUAGCUAAAACUACAAUAGUUAUCAUAGCAUUCAGAGCAACAAACCCAAGUAGUAAGCUAAGAAGAUGGAUUGGUCCUGCUGUGGCUAAUACCAUAGUUGUAAUUUGUACAUUAAUGCAAGCUGUGCUUUGUGCUGCUUGGUUGGCAGCCUCUCAUCCUUUUCCUGAAAACAACACAAAAUCGCAGAUUCAAAUGAUUAUUAUAGAAUGUAAUGAGGGAUCUUACACAGCAUUUUGGUUAGUACUGUGUUAUAUGGGACUCUUGGCUUCAGCUAGUUUUAUAAUGGCCUUUCUAUCACGAAACCUACCUGACAGCUUUAAUGAAGCCAGAUUUAUCACAUUUAGCAUGCUUGUUUUCCUGAGUGUAUGGUUAACAUUCAUACCUGCACACCUGAGUACUAAAGGCAAGUUAUUGGUAGCUGUUGAAAUUUUUGCAAUCUUGUCUUCUAGUACAGGUUUGCUUGUUUGUAUCUUCAUUCCUAAGUGUAUUAUUAUUCUUUUAAAACCGGCAAAUAACAGCAGAGACUUUCUUAUGAAACGUUAUAAUGCAAAAUAG
Protopterus annectens (West African lungfish) is the source of this 2607-nucleotide messenger RNA. RefSeq names its product extracellular calcium-sensing receptor-like. The transcript has 6 exons. Gene Ontology annotation, biological process: G protein-coupled receptor signaling pathway. NCBI's taxonomy places the organism in Eukaryota, Metazoa, Chordata, Ceratodontiformes, Protopteridae. Gene Ontology annotation, cellular component: membrane. The coding region runs from base 1 to 2607 and encodes 868 amino acids. The record is from RefSeq and is a predicted model, not a curated record. Gene Ontology annotation, molecular function: G protein-coupled receptor activity.